Diaporthe amygdali is the source of this 1518-nucleotide messenger RNA. Its product is annotated as Bifunctional solanapyrone synthase. Gene Ontology annotation, molecular function: FAD binding. The coding region runs from base 1 to 1518 and encodes 505 amino acids. The transcript has 3 exons. Lineage: Eukaryota; Fungi; Ascomycota; Sordariomycetes; Diaporthales; Diaporthaceae. The record is from RefSeq and is a predicted model, not a curated record.
AUGCUUCCGUAUGGGUUACGCUCGAGAAAUUUUAUAUUGGGUUUGCUGGUACUUCCAAACCUCGCGAGUUGUCUGUUGAACCAGUCUGCCAUUGAUGCCUGCUCAUCUUUCCUGCGAGAUCACCCUCAGCUCACCCUUCUCCCUAACAACACCGAGUACUCUUCCAUCAACGAAGACUACUUCAGUGCAGAAGACUGGCUUGGACCAGCAUGUAUUUUCACGCCAAAUAGCCCGGAAAUCAUGGCAUAUGCAGUGCAAAAACUGGUGCACUCCGGAAUCCAGUUUGCUGUGCGCGGAGGCGGAUGGAUGCCCAUAGCGGGCGCGGCCAACAUCGAUUCGAAGGGAAUUUUGUUAGCGACUUCAAAUUUGACAGGCCUCGAGCUCGCCGAAGACCGCAAAUCGAUCUCAGUAGCGUCCGGGCAUAAUUGGGCAGACAUCUACAACUACCUAUCGCCGGAAGGGUUGGCCGUGGUUGGAAGUCGUAUCGGGGUCGUCGGUGUCCCCGGCUUCAUGUUGGGAGGAGGAAUGUCUUUCUUAGGCAACCAGUACGGCUGGGCGUCAGGGAAUGUGAUUGGCUAUGAGGCGGUCUUGUCUUCCGGCGCUGUGGUCUAUGCUACCGCAGAAAACCAGUAUUCUGAUCUUUUUUGGGCACUCCGCGGCGGCGGAAACAACUUUGCCAUUGUUACGAAAUUUGACCUCAAAACUUACGAGAUCACACAAGUGUCUGUGGGCAGCGUUGCCUACGGCUCCGGUCAACGUGACUCCUUUAUCGCGAACCUCUACGACUUCGCCCAGAACGGUGUACAGGACAAGCGCGCUUUUGUCCUCCCAACUAUUUCCUACGUCCCGGCAGCUGGGCCCAACAUCUCGUACUCGGCAACUUUGUUCUACAAUAGCAACAACGAAACCUCCCCUCCCGCGUUGCAACAAUUUCUCCCCCCGGCCGUCACCCCAAAGACUAACACGUUCGCGUCUCGCACCCUGGCGAACUGGUCAGUCGAGGCUGACCAGGGCUUCGACCAGGUUCACGGCCAGAACUUCCGCUUCCACGGUUUCACGAUGCUGUCGAGCCUGGACGCCUUGUACGCUGCGCAUGACAUCUUCUUCAACUAUACCCAGGAACGCGGCCCGGCUAUCAAUGGCUUCAUCUCCACUCUCGCCAUGAAUCCCAUCUCCCGAUCCUUCAUCGAGACCAAUCGGGGACUUGACCCUGCGGGCGACCCAAUGGGCAUCGACAGCGCCGCAGGGCCAUACUUCAUGUGCGAAGAGACAUUCUCCUGGACUUUUAAAAACGACACCGAGGUGAUUGAGAAGCUCAUUUCGGAUAUCAACUCAGAGAUGCAUUCUAAAAUAGGGGAUUACUUGGUACCUUUCUUAUAUCUCAACAAUGCGGGAAAUGGGCAGGAUGUCUUCCAGUCUUACAAUGCUACAAAUUUGGCGCGGCUGAAGACAAUCAAGCAAAAGUACGACUCUGACGGGGUAUAUACAAACCUGUUGGUCGGAGGAUUCAAGUUGUAG